Bubalus bubalis (water buffalo) is the source of this 4702-nucleotide messenger RNA. It is a transcript of the gene FAM124A, whose product is annotated as family with sequence similarity 124 member A. The transcript has 3 exons. The record is from RefSeq and is a predicted model, not a curated record. Lineage: Eukaryota; Metazoa; Chordata; Mammalia; Artiodactyla; Bovidae. Bases 1 to 1542 code for a protein of 513 amino acids.
AUGCAGCUUGGGAACCAGGGUGAGUACUCUACCGAGGAGGCGCAGGACCCUUUCCUGGUCAGCAUCCACAUCAUCGCGGACCCAGGGGAAUCCCGCCCCCUGCAGGAGGCCAUCGACAAGGUCUUGGCGUGGAUCCACCCAGACCUCCCGCUGUUCAGGGUCUCGGAAAGGCGGGCGUGCCGCCGGCGGAAGAGGGUCCCCAAGGCAGCACAGCCGGCGCUGGCCGUGGUGCUCUUCCUGCAGGAGGAAUACGGCGAGGAGCCGAUUCUGCAGCUGCACCGCACGCUGCAGCGGCCGCCCUGGCGCCACCACCACACGGAACGCGUGCCCGGCAAGUUCCUGCCCUACCUGCCCUGCAGCCAGGACUUCUUCACACUGGCCCCGGGGACGCCGCUCUGGGCCAUCCGGCCGGUGCACUACGGCAAGGAGAUAGUGCGUUUCACCAUCUACUGUCGCCAUGACAACUACGCCGACAUCCUCAAGUUCUACGAGCUGAUCCUCAAGCGGAGCCCCAGCCAGAAGAAAGCGGACUUCUGCAUCUUCCCCAUUUUCUCCAAUCUGGACAUGGACAUCCAGUUUUCCCUCAAGAGACUGCCCUGUGACCAGACCCCAGUCCCCACCGACUCCUCCGUGCUGGAGUUCCGGGUCAGGGACAUCGGCGAGCUGGUGCCGCUCUUGCCCAACCCUUGCAGCCCCAUCAGUGAGGGGCGCUGGCAGACAGAGGACCAUGACGGCAACAAGAUCCUUCUGCAGGCACAGAAGGGGCACAGGAAGCGCCCUAAACCCGGCAGGGCUCACCAGGCCUCUGAGCAGAAACCGUGCUCCACGUCUUCCCCGCGCGCCACUGCGCAGAGCCAGACCUCAGGCCGCCACCCGCAGCCGCCACUGGACGCGUCACACCCAGGCCUCGGCCAGGCAGGUCCGUCUACCAGGCACCCGCAGGAAUUUGCCAGACGAGCCACCAGCCCUCCCAGCCUCCCCUGGUCUUUCCAGCGAAGCAAGUCCUUGUUUUGUCUGCCCACCGGAGACCCCUUCCCGGCCUCCGCGGCGGAAGCGCAGCUGUCUGUAAGCAUAGGCGGCAGGGGGCAGAGGGCGCCGGAGCGGGGGCGCGGCCACCUCCUCUCCAUCGAUGACCUGGAGGGGGCCCAGGAGACGGACGUGGACACCGGGCUGCGGCUCUCCUCCUCCGAUCUGUCUGUGGUCUCUGCCUACUCGGCACCCAGCAGGUUCUGCAGCCCCGAGGAAGCGCCGCACCCCCCAGAACGAGGCAGCGGCCUCUGGUCAGAGCGCAGGGGCUUCAGAGAAGGACCCCUGCCCACUGCGGGCGGCGAGACUGCGGGGGCCUCCUGGGCCACCCUGCCUCUCUUCAAAGGGCCCACAGCUGUCACCGCUCCCCCAGCUUCGGACACUUCCUCGCUCACAGAGUCACCCCCGGAACUCCCUUCCGAUGCCCCCCAGGCCCGGCAGACUGGCAGAGACGUCCUGGCACCCUCAGUGCCGGCCGGAUGCGGAGACAAUGACACGGAGGAAUUCUACAUCUGAGCACCCUCCGCUCGUGUCUUUCAGAGCCACAGGCUCAGGUCCCACCUUGCCCUUCUGGGGUCUGCGUGCCAUCCGUGUUCUCAGCCCCGCUUCCCCAGGUCCGUCCAGAGUCUGAUGAUCUGUCUCAUGGGUCCUUAACACCCUUGCCCGGCACCCUUUCUCACCCAUGAGGUGGUGUAUUUCUAGGGGCUCAAUGGCAUUUUAAAAGUCGAUAAAGAUACUGGGAUUUUUAUGCAAAUAAAUUCUCAACGAAUUUUUAGGUCAUAAAAUAUAUUUUUUAAAUACUCAAUUCCAUUUGGGAAACGGUUUAAUGCACUUACAUAAUUUAAAUGCUUCCUAUAAUUAUUUGAAAAGAAAACCUAGUCAGCUGGAGCUGAUGGCAUAAUUUUUCAUGACGUGAAGGAAAAACGACUAAAGCCAAAAUGCUGAAUGUGAGCAAGAUAGCAAGCGACUUGGAGGAGAGGUCAGUGCUCGUGAUGUUCACCUCAGUGGAUUCUCCGUUUCUGUUUACCCUACCAGGGAGCAGUGGCCCUGAGGAUUGCCAGGAAGUGUUACAGUGAAAAGAGUCACCUUAGUAAAACAGUGGAUACAUAUCCGACCACAGUAAUACCUCGCUUCAGCACUGUCACUCCAGUGAUGCCACGCACCAUCCAAAAAUCAGCAUGUACGCAAAAGUGGCUAAUAAGCUUUAUACAGAUUGAGCCCCAACAACAGACUCUUGGUGCAUUUAAAAUAUGCUGUGUGCUCCAAGAACUAGAUUUGAAUGCGCUUUUCAAACACAUUCACUGUAACAAGUCGGAGUCUACAGAAGACCACCACCUGGAUUUAUUUGGACCACUGAGGAAAAAUCGUUCUUUGGGGUUACAGGAUAGCAGGAUAUUAGACUUAGUGGGUAGGUAUUCGUAAGAUGCUUCCAUUUUUAAAUCUACAAUCUAAGGGCUAUCUAGACAUAUAUGUAAAUGGGGCCACUUUUUAUACUGCUUUCUCCAGUAAACAUGCAUUGUCAUUUUUUCCUUUUUAAACAAUUUGUAACUAUUUUAACUGGCAUUUUCAUUGCACUGAGUAGUAAAUGCCCUCCCCUGUUCUGCAAGCGGGAAGCUUUACACAAGAUGCUGUCCUGAACCAACACUGCUGCAUGAGUGCAGAGGAGCCUUAGUUAAAGCUGGAGCUCUGACCUGACCUUGGUCUUGCCUGUGGUUGCCUGCUUCUGUCGCAGCGUGAAAGAAAGAAAAGAAAGUGAAAUCACUCAGUUGUGUCCGACUCUUUGCGACCCCAUAGACUGUAGCCUAGCAGGCUCCUCUGUCCAUGGGAUUUUCCAGGCAACAGUACUGGAGUGGAUUGCCAUUUCCUUCUCCAGGGAAUCUUCCCAACCCAGGGCUCGAACCCUCAUCUCCCACAUUGUAGACAGAUGCUUUACCGUCUGAGCCACCAGGGAAGUCGCAGCGUGAAUGGUAUUCAGAUCUCACGUCUCUCCCACUCCAGCAAGGGAAUGUUUACAGUCCCCACCUUAGGGACUCGGCAGUGCCAAGUGCUGGCAUUGGAGCCACACCACGCUGUCCCUGGUUGCCGUGCACCUUUGGAGAAGAGUGUGGACUUGCCGUGCUCCCGUCCCACCCUGGUGCUCUGCGCCUGGAUGGCUCAUGGCCAGCUUACACCUCCCUGGAAGUGCCCACGCCAGCCCAGACGGGGCUUCAGAAUCCUCCUCGACACAAUCCUCCCCAACACAAUCCUCCCAGCAGCCCUCACUAGGCAUCACACUUGAGCCAAAGUCUUUGCCGUCCCUGUAGUGAGAACCUUCUCUCCUACCCCAAACAGCCCGGAUACUCCAGGACUGCUGUUGUUUAGUCACUUAGUUGUGUCCGACUCUUUGUGACCCUAUGGACUGUAGACUGCCAGGCUCCUCUGCCCAUGGGAUUCUCCAGGCAAGGAUACUGGAGUGGGUUGCCAUGCCCUCUCCAGGGGAUCUUCCCAACCCAGGGAUCAAACCUGUGUCUUCUCUGUCUCCUGCAUUGGCAGGUGGAUUCUUUACCACUGAGCCACCAGGGAAGCCCUUCCAGGACUACAGAUUACAAUACUGUACUCUGAUUUAAGUACAUAAAAUUAUUUUCUAAUUCUAUACCAGGAGUGAGCAAACUUUUUAUAAAGGGCUAAAUAAUAAAUAUUUUAGUCUUUGCCAGUCAUACGGUCUCUGUCGAAACUACUGAACUCUGUCAUGAUAGUGUGAAAGCCAAGGAUAUGUAAAUGAAGGGAAGUGACUGAGUUCCAAGAAAAUUUACUUCACAAGAACAGGUGGAGGGUCAGACUUGGCCCAAGAGCCAUAGUUGGCCAGCCCUUGUGUUCCACUGAGGUUGACUUGAGACUUGAGAUCUCAGCCACAGUCAACGAUGAAGAAUGGAGGUCUGCAUCCCUCUGCAGCUGUGAUGCCCAAGACCAAGAAAACACGCUCCUGGGACCACGCUGAUGACUACAGAACCACAGAGCUCAGAGCAGUGCGGGGCUUCUUGCCGCAGAGAUGAUGCCUAGAAAGCCACUGGCAGUCUACCUGCUGCUCGGAAACGGGACUCACAGCCUGCAGCUGAGGAUGCAAAGCAACAUGCUAACCAUUCAGGUGUUGACGUAGCCUCCAAGGACCAGGAGGCAAGCUCAGGACAGCAAAGUCACUGGGGUAUCAUGAGUGGACUGUCAGCCAGGCAAUGGCUCUUCCAGUCUUCACCCUUCAGCAGCACCCUUAGCUCCGAAUACUCACACACGCCCGCUACGGAUGCUUCAGAGCCAACUCGGGUGCAGUCUGCCUUCACCCUUUUUCUCACUGAGCCCUCACCCCAGCACAGUGCAGUCUACCAAACUGAGUGACAGCAAAGGAUGUCAGCAAACCUUUUCCAUAACAGGAAAUGCAAGACAUCCCCAUAACAUGAGAAGGGGAGAGAAGCCCAGCGCAGACCACACUCAGACACUCCCCUCCCUGCAGACAGCAGUCUCUCUGGGGAGGAGGAGCCCCAGAGGGAGCUGGGGCUCAGCUCCCUUUGCUGACCCGCCUCGAGCGCUAUCCUCAUCCAGGAGGGCUCCUGAUACUCCCUGGUGGAUCCUGACCCUUUCAGAUUAUUAUUGUGAUAGAUGCUGGCUGUCAUACAGUAGGUGCUCAAUAAAUUUUGUCAAUUUU